GAGAAGUUCUACACGUGCUGUGAUGAGCCGUACCUGGACAUCACGUUCAACAUCACCAUGAGGAGGAAGACACUUUUCUAUACCGUCAACCUCAUCAUCCCAUGCAUGGGCAUCAGCUUCCUCACCGUACUCACCUUCUACCUACCGUCAGACUCAGGCGAGAAGGUGACGUUGAGCAUCUCCAUCUUGAUCUCCCUCCACGUGUUCUUCCUGCUGGUGGUGGAGAUCAUCCCACCCACCUCCCUGGUGGUGCCUCUCCUCGGCAAGUACCUCAUCUUCGCCAUGAUCCUCGUCUCAAUCAGGUGAGUAACACCACCCCCACUACCAUCACCACAGCCAUCCCCACCACCAUCACCACAGCCAUCUCCACCAUUCCCCCACAAGAGUUACCAUCAGCUCCCCCUCACCCUCCCAACAUCAUCGC
Molecule: messenger RNA, 424 nt
Organism: Cherax quadricarinatus
Lineage: Eukaryota; Metazoa; Arthropoda; Malacostraca; Decapoda; Parastacidae
Source: RefSeq, a predicted model, not a curated record